UCUAGAACGAUAGACAGGAGAAAAGAGAACGUCGACGGGAAGAAGAGGACAGAAGGAACAAGGAAGAGCAAGCAAGGAUUGCUAGAGAGGAAGAGGAUAGAAGAAUUGAGGCUGAAGUAAAGAAAGAGGCUGAGCGUGAGGCCAGAAUGGCUAAAUUAGUUAGGGAACAGAUAGAAGAGAUGGAGGCAAAAAAGAAUGGUGCCUCCGGGGAGAUCAGUAAGGCGAACUGGGAAAAGGUUGAGAAGACCGAUAAAUCUCCUAAAGAUGGUGAGACUGGUCGGAAUGGUGAAGGAGGUGACAACAGGAAGCGUGAUCAGGUGACUAUGGCAGGUGAGGCACCAGCGCCCCAGCAGCAAGCAAUUUGGAGGCAGCGCGUGGAAGCGAAUCCGCUCGACACAGGAUUACUGCGCAUGGAUCUAGAUAAUGUGAAAAAGGCACAGGAAGCCCACUCCUUACUGUUCCAAGUGAUGUUGUCUUGCCUAAAGACCAUCAAAGCCCAGGGGGCUGCUCUUCUCACCCCUCCAGCUGUUGCUGCUAACCCCAUGCAAUCUCCUCCCCCUCCUCCCCCUCCUCCUCCUCCGGUCCAGCAGUCCGGAGCUCAGCCUUCCGUUACGCCACCUGUGGCACCCUCACUAGCUCCACAGCCACCCCCUCCUCCUCCCCCACACCCACCUGCUCACACCUCCAUUCCUUCGUCCCCUCCUCCUCCGACUCCGUCACCUGCACCUCCCACUAGGACUGUGCCUCAGGCCCUUGUCUCGUGCAGAGCUGACACUGCCACUGACCCUGGGCCCUCAAGUUUACGAAGAAAUUCUGUCACCACUCCUACCGGAAAUGGUUUAUCUGCACGGCUUGCUGGUAUGUUUGCCUCUGUGGCUGGGCAUGGGCCGAGACGGCGCUCCUCGGGGAUUUCAAUUAGUGAAGGGGGGAGAUGUUCCUCAGUGCCCGCUUGCAAUGAGGAUGAGUCGCAGGAUUUGGGGUUUGACAGGAUCAAUCGGGGCAAGAAGGCUACUGUGGCAGGUCCUGGCAAGGAAGGGCGAAAGAAGUACAUCGAGGACCUGAUUGAAGAACUUAUGGCGAAGACUAAGCACGAGCUUGAAGAACUGUGCAAGAAGGACCGCAUCAAGUACGUUAACAAGAAGAUUACCACGGCUGCGCUGGCUCGUCUGCGCACCAUCGAAGCUUAUGGCAAUGAGGAUGUUGAUGAGGUCGAGUCUAAGGAGGAAUCUCAAGAGGAGAAUCCCUCUUGAUGAUCCCCCGAUCCGCCCUCUGCCUGGAGCCAGCUGACUGCCCUACGAG
Messenger RNA from Chara braunii, 1299 nucleotides. The record is from the annotation of a GenBank genome assembly. Lineage: Eukaryota; Viridiplantae; Streptophyta; Charophyceae; Charales; Characeae.